UUUUUGGUUUUUUUGUUAUGCCAGCAAACCUAGGCAGCAAUUUAUGCUGUAUCCAUGCUAAGAUUCACUUAGGCUGAACUCCUUUCUUGUUGGUUUGACUGACUUCUUUCUAUUCCUGUAUCUCUUUGCAUUUUAUGUGAGGACCUCCUAAAAGUAUGAACUCGUGCUGCAGUGUGAGAACAAAGACCAAUUUAGUCUUUUCCCUGGGACUUCCAUAAAAUAAAAUACUUAAAACAUCUCCAUUAAAAUGUCUGCAUUGAUGAAGGGAAGGGGGGGGGGAAAGCCUUUUCCUCCAGCAGUGGCUUGAUUAAUGGAAUUAUUGUUUGUACAGAUUUUGUCAGGAAGCCAUAUGGCUUGAGGAAAACAAAGAGGAAGUGGCUGAUGUUGGGAAUCUGAUUUAAUAGGGGUCCCUAAGGACAGAAUGUGGCUCUUAUCCUUACUCCUUCCCACUCAGUUUGCAGAGUGGUCUGAGAAGAGCUUUAGGGUUUCAGUAGAGCUGCAGAUAAUGCAGCUCUGUUGGAGUGGAAGUGUCGGUCCCUGCUGCUGGAUCAGCAUCACAGCCACUCCAUUCUCAGGUUCAGAAUCCACUGUUCUUCAGCUUUUGUAUAAAGUGUCCUGGGGUAAUUAACAAACAGCAGUAAUUGAAAUGUUUACUAUUUGUGUAUUGGCAGCUGAUCAGUUUGCAGUAGAUGAAGAAAACUUUUUUAGCAUCUCAAAGCUCACUUUUCAUAGUUUAGGGUGAGAUGAUUAUUUCUCUAUCUCUCCCUUCCCCAGCAAAAUUCAAGCAUCUGUGCCUCUGGAUUAACUAAUUCACCAUCUGUAUCCUAAAACCAGACUUAUUUUCCUAAUCUAACAUAUGUAAGUGGGGAUUGGAACUGCCCUCAUCAGCAGAGUGAACACUGAUGCCUGAAGUAGCAGAUUGUGCAUAAGCAGACAUCUGUAUUCAUCUGCAGCUGCUACAGGAAGUCAGCUGCAUUGUCUCUGGUGCAGCUGCAAGAAUGACUUGACUGAUUUGCAUUCAUGGCUCUUGGAUGAUCUGGUGAACCAUGGAGCUCAAAGUAUGGGUGGAUGGAGUGCAGAGAAUUGUGUGUGGGGUCACCGAAGUCACAACAUGCCAGGAAGUUGUAAUAGCCCUUGCUCAGGCUAUUGGCCGCACCGGGCGCUACACGCUGAUCGAGAAGUGGCGGGACACGGAGCGGCACCUGGCGCCGCACGAGAACCCCAUCGUGUCCCUCAACAAGUGGGGACAGUACGCCAGCGAUGUGCAGCUGAUCCUGCGGCGCACCGGGCCCUCCCUGAGCGAGCGGCCCACGUCGGACAGCGUGGCGCGCAUCCCCGAGAGGACUCUGUACCGGCAGAGCUUGCCGCCCCUGGCCAAGCUGAGGCCGCCCGGGGACAAGGCCAUGAAGAGGAGGGAGCCGAAAAGGAAAUCCCUCACCUUCACCGGCGGCGCCAAGGGGCUAAUGGACAUCUUCGGGAAGAGCAAGGAAUCAGAGUUCAAGCAAAAGGUGCUCAACAACUGUAAAACAACAGCGGACGAGUUGAAGAAACUGAUCCACCUCCAGACGGAGAAGCUUCAGAGCAUCGAGAAGCAGCUGGAAUCCAACGAAGCCGAGAUCCGCUACUGGGAGCAAAAGUACAACGCCAGCCUGGAAGAAGAAAUCCUCAAACUGGAGCAGAAGAUCAAACGGAACGAAGUGGAGAUAGAGGAGGAAGAGUUCUGGGAAAAUGAGCUGCAGAUUGAACAGGAGAACGAAAAGCAGCUGAUGGAGCAGCUGCAGGAAAUGAGGCAGAGGAUCCUGGAGUGCGAGAGCAAGCUCAAGGACUACGUGUCUCAGAUCCAUAACAUGGAGAGUGGCCUUGAAGCAGAGAAGCUGCAGCGGGAAGUUCAAGAGUCCCAAGUGAAUGAAGAAGAAGUCAAGGAAAAGAUCGAGAAGGUGAAGGGAGAAAUUGAUAUUCAGGGCCAGCAGAGUCUGAGAUUGGAAAAUGGCAUUAAAGCAGUAGAAAGGUCUUUGGGCCAAGCUACCAAGCGAUUACAGGACAGGGAACAAGAACUGGAGCAAUUGACCAAGGAGCUGCGCCAGGUGAACCUGCAGCAGUUCAUCCAGCAAACGGGAACCAAGGUGACGGUGCUGCCGGCAGACCCCGUGGAGGUGGAGGCCCCACAUGUGGAGCUCGAGAGAGAGCCAACUUUUCAGUCUGGGUCACUGAAGCGCCCUGGCUCCUCGAGGCAACUCCCCAGUAACCUUCGGAUCCUACAGAACCCCCUGUCAUCUGGUUUUAACCCGGAGGGCAUUUAUGUAUGACAGUACAUACCUCUUCUAGAGAGGACCUAGCAAGGUACCCUGGACAAGAUACACUUUAUUUUAUUCUGCCAAUGACGAAUGGAAGAAGUUUGUCUUGUUUUGGUUUUUUGUUACACCGCCGUGUUAUUUUUUUCUUCUUCCUCCAACACCACUUGGAGCCAUACCCUGUGCACUGAUGCUAAAGAGACAGGAACUCUCUCAGUUCAUAAUUGGCAAGGAUGACCUUGCUGUCAACACAACUUAAGUGCAAAAACCGUCAUUGUUUUUGCCACUUCAGAAGUGUUUGGGAAAGUAUUGUUCCUUGUAUAGGUAUAAAUGGAAGACUGAGGGUGAAGGAAACCGAGUAUGCAACUUAUCUGAGGUUUAAUUUAUUCCCUUUAAUCAAUGGACCUGUGAAUGUUGACCUUUUAUAUUUUUAUUUUUAACUUGUGAAUUAUCACGAAUGGCUGUGUGUCAGUCUGACAAGGUGACUUUGAUUUGUGUGUACCAACAUCCCCCAUCUGAUCAACUACAGCAACCUGCAAUGCAGAGUUCUGAGGGGUGCUGAACCAUUGCAGUGGUUUCCCACCACUAACUUUGUUCAUUUCUGUUCUGGGUCAUCAUAUGUCAUGUUCCAUCCAUUGCUACCUUUUAAGGCUUGAAAAGUGAAUUUGUGGGAUUUACUUGCUGUUGUAUCUGCCUUGAAUGAAGCACCUAGUGUUCGAAAGAUUUAUUAAUUUUAAACCUUGGCUUGGUAAAAAUAUUUCCAGCAUAUGAUUGAGGAUGCACUAGUUAGAUGAUAUUUUAUUAUAUAGAAUGUAUAUUUGAAAUAUUUUGCCACAUUGUAUAUGCCUUUUGAGAAAAGAACAAUGUAAGACUUGUCUUCAUAUAUCUUACCAAAAGAGAGUAGGAGGCUUUCACUGUGUGUGAUUUUGUACUUUAUUUUUUCCACUAGCCAUUACAGUGUUCUUGUUUUGUAACAAAUCUUCUUGUUGGAGGGGAAGAAAGACACAACACAAAUGAGUAUCCACUUCCAGCUUUCCAGAAUUCACUCAAGUUUUGUGAAGGGAAGAAGCCUGGCAGAGUCCCAUGAAGUCAAUAGCAGAGUUCUUAUUGAUAGGAGUGAGGCCAGGAUUUCAUUUAGCUCCCUGGUGGAGACACUUGUCCCUAUGAAAGACAGUCACUUACAGGAUGUAAAGCUUCCAAGCAGAAAUUUCACACAUUUGGCGGUCAUUUUUCACAAAACUUAUGAAACGAGAACAUUAUCCCAUCUUGAUGUUGCUCUAAUGCAAUCAAAGCUAAGAAAGAAUCAAACAAAAAGGGGUUCCUGCAGAAAGCAGCCACUCCCAAAUUGCUCAUGUUUUGCAGGCCUUGAAGUGAGAUUGCUGCAGGGGACACCAGGUUUGUGGAGAAGGGAACUGGCAACAGUGGGACACACUGUAAACGUUGGGGGCUGGCCUCACGGAUGAGUUAGGGAAGGGAGGGCCUUCCCUGGUUUGGAUUUCUUGUUCUACCAUCAACUCACAGCAACAUCCCCACCUUGGAGAUACCCCGGGCACGAGAGGGGACACUGUGCCCUUGCUGCAGUGCUGAAGGCUUGGCCUCCUUGGCAGGGUCAGGAUUUUACCACUGCUAGGAAACUCCAAGCUUUUAGCCAUAGAAAAACUAGACUUAACUCCUAGCAUCCUCUUGUGUUGAUUCACUGAUGUGCAGAUAAAUGUUAAUUUAAAUCUCCUUUUCUUAAAAAGAAGCUUCCUGACAAUUGGAAGUUUUAAAAGAUAUAGCAGAAGAUGAAGGAUUCUUGAGUGUUUAAUGCAAUUUUUUUCCUUUCCACUUAUUAAUGGCAUCAUAUAUUCUAAAAAUGCUGCUGUAUUUAGACUAACAGCAACAGAUAAGGCUGUGAAUAUAUAAAGGACCUUUCCAAAUGGA
Messenger RNA from Sturnus vulgaris (Common starling), 4214 nucleotides. NCBI's taxonomy places the organism in Eukaryota, Metazoa, Chordata, Aves, Passeriformes, Sturnidae. The record is from RefSeq and is a predicted model, not a curated record.